This is a messenger RNA of Scophthalmus maximus (turbot), 5752 nucleotides long. It is a transcript of the gene reck, whose product is annotated as reversion-inducing-cysteine-rich protein with kazal motifs. Gene Ontology annotation, biological process: blood vessel maturation; extracellular matrix organization; sprouting angiogenesis. The transcript is spliced from 21 exons. Bases 145 to 3024 code for a protein of 959 amino acids. Gene Ontology annotation, molecular function: protein binding; metalloendopeptidase inhibitor activity. The record is from RefSeq and is a predicted model, not a curated record. NCBI's taxonomy places the organism in Eukaryota, Metazoa, Chordata, Actinopteri, Pleuronectiformes, Scophthalmidae. Gene Ontology annotation, cellular component: plasma membrane.
AGAGAGAGAGAGAGAGAGAGAGGGAGAGAAGAGAGAGAGAGAGAGAGAGAAAGUGGGGUAUCGAGCAGUGAUCCAUGGAGCUUAUCAUCGCGCUGCUGUUCCCUACGUCUUCUCGUCCACGAUGCACUUCGGGAUCGCAGUAAGAUGCGUGUGUGUCUCCAGAUAGUAACUUUCCUCUUCGCCCUCAACUUGUGCUGCCCGCCGCUCCGCGCUCAGGAUCCCGCCUGUUGCCACCAUGCUGCCGAGUUCUCGUCCUGUAAAGAAGCCUGUGACCAGCUCGCCACCAUAAAGAGUGAGUCUCGCCUGAAGCAUCUCCUCCAGAGGUUACCCAGUUACUGUCCGGAGUCUAUGAAUGAACUGUGGAUGUGCAUCAACUCUACUCUUCCAGGAGUAUCCAGGAAAUCCGAUGGCUGGGUGGGUCUGGGCUGCUGUGAGCUGGCCAUCUCAUCGGAGUGUCGCAGGGAAUGCCGACAGGCGUCCUCUAAAAACGACAUAACUAAAGUAUGCAAAAAAGUCACAGAGAAUUCCCUCUACAGCUGCAUCACCAAAAAUGAAAUGGGCUCCACCUGCUGCGGCUACGCGGGGCGUCACACCACCUGCAGGGAGUACUGCCAGGCCAUCUUCAGGACCGACUCCACGCCCACCGUGUCCCAGAUCACCGCCGUCAAAGAGUACUGCCAGAGUCACAGCGCUCAGCUGCUCAGCUGCGUCAGCAACUUCACCAAGUCCUACCCCAUACGCAGCCCCAUCGACAGUCUGUACUGCUGUGACCGGGCGGAGGCCACCCACUGCCAGGUGGCUUGCCGGAGGAUCCUUCGCACCAUGAGCACAGAGCACGAGAUCAUGGAGGGCCUGAUCGACGAGUGCCGCUCCCAGCCGCUCCCUCAGGAGCCCAUGUGGCAGUGCUUUCUGGGCAGCGCCCACCCCCCCUCCCCGCCCGAAGAGGAGACCCCGCAUCCCGCCAAGAUGGACUGUGCCAAGCUGCACUGCUGCGCCAAGGCCAACACCUCGCUCUGCAGGGACAUGUGCCAGGAGAUCAGCACCAACUGGGGCAGCCAGACGUGGCAGGACUUCGACCAGCUCUGCGAGUACAACCCGGUGGAGGCGGAGCUCAUCAACUGCCUGGCUGACGUCCGAGAACCCUGCCAGCUUGGCUGCAAGGACCUGGCCUACUGCACCAACUUCAACAACAGGCCGACGGAGCUGUUCCGCAGCUGCAAUGUCCAGUCGGACCAGGGCGCCAUGAACGACAUCAAACUGUGGUCCAACGGCACCAUCAAGAUGCCGUUCAUGAACAUCCCCGUGCUGGACAUCAGGAAGUGUCUGCCGGACAUGUGGAAGGCGGUGGCCUGCUCCCUGCAGAUCAAACCCUGCCACAGCAAGUUCAGAGGCAGCGUCAUAUGCAAGUCAGACUGCGUGGACAUCCUGACCCAGUGCGGAGACAGGAAGCGUUUCCACGAGGGACAAACUCCAGAGAGGAUCUGUGAACUGCUGUCGCCCAUCGACGACCCCGAACGCUGCAUCCCGCUCCACAGAUACCUCACCCCCAGUGCCCUUGGCAACAACGUCGUCGAGGAGGUCAUCCAUCCAUGCAACCCCAACCCCUGCCCCAGCAACCACUUGUGCCAGGUCAACAGGAAGGGCUGCCUCGAUGAACUCAACUGUCAGCCAUACCUCUGCGUGCCAGGCUGCAAACUGGGCGAGGCCUCGGAGUUCCUGGUGCAACAGGACGCUCGUAUCCAGGUGCCGACCCGCGCCGGUCCCGCCGGGUGCUACGAAGUGUGCAGCUGCGGCCCCAGCGGGCGUCUGGAGAACUGCGUGGAGACGCCCUGUGUGGACAUCAACAAGCCCUGCGUCGUGGGAGGACAGCGGAAGAACCACGGCACGUCGUUCAGGAUUGACUGCCACACGUGUUCCUGCUUCGCCGGCAACACCAUCUGCUCCACCAGAGAAUGUCUCGGCCUCGGUAACUCGGACGAGGAGCGGCGACACUUCACCGGUCUUCCCUGUAGUUGUCCGGACCGCUUCAUCCCGGUGUGCGCCUCUAACGGACGAACCUAUCCCAGUGCCUGUGUUGCUCGCUGCAUGGGAUUCAAGGACCACCAGUUUGUCUUUGGCCAGUGCCACCUUAGCAACCCCUGCGCCAACAAACCCUGCCAGAGAAAUCAGAGGUGCAUCCCCAAGUAUCGCGUGUGCCUGAGCGAUUCGUCAAACUGCCUCCAGCACGAGUGUGUCGGCCGGCCGGCGGCGUGCGACAAGAACAGCGUGGAACCCGCCUGUGACACCGACGGCCUGCUCCACCCGAGUCCGUGCCAGCUGCAGCAGGCGGGGAAAACUCUGGCUUACAUGGGCCACUGCCAGGACACCUGCAGGAAGCCUAAGCAAGUGUGCGGCCACAACGGCGAGACGUACAACACAGUGUGUGACGCCUUCUCCGACAGGGUGGCCGUGGACUACGAGGGCUCUUGCCACGCCGUGGGGGCCGUGUCCGACGUGGCCUCCGACUCGGCGUGCAGUUUGAUCCCCUGUCCACCUCUGUCCACCCCGGGCUGCCGCCCCGUCACACCGCCUGGAGCAUGCUGUCCAAUCUGCGCCAGCAUGCUGCAGAUCCUCUGGAACAAAGAGGAGAUGAACACUUUCUCUAAGCUGAACAAGAACCAGCCGGUGACGGUCCACGACGUCCUGCGGAUCCUGCGGCUCCACGUCUCGGUGCCGCAGUGUGACGUCUUCGGCUACCUGAGCAUCGACCACGAGCUGGUGGUCCUCAUCGCCCCGGUGGACCAGCAGCCGACGCCACUGCAGAUUGAAGCCUGCAGCAAGGAGGCGGAGAAGAUCGACUCCCUCAUCAACUACGCCAGCCCCACGCUGGUCUCCCAGGUCCCCCUCUCGGCCUUCCUCAACUCCGAGAUCAAGACCUCCUCCAUCCACUCCUCCGCCGGUGCUCCGACUUCACCUCUGGCCCCCGGCUUGUGCCUCCUCCUCGGCCUCCUUGUCGCUGCAGCCCCUGGCCUCCGCCGGCACUAAGUGCUCCUUAUCCCCCCUCCAGCCUCCCCACCAACUGUUGAGUUUUCCAAAGUCCAAACUUCCCGGGAUGACAGGGGUGUCGUGAGGUGAGGGUGUUCGGACAGAGCGGGAAGAGGCGGCGUCUUUCGACAAUCAUUCCAAUUAACUCACCGGCGUGUCAAACAAUCAAGGCGGUGGAAAAGCUAUUAUUAUGGAAAGCUUUCGUAUGAACAGUAUUAUAUUCAGCGGAUGAGUUACUCACGGGGUUUCCCUCCAGUGAAGUGUGCUUUAGUGUGCGUGUGUGUGAAUGUGUGUUGGCGUGUGUGUGUGUGUGCGCGUGUGUGUGACCUUUAAGAAGCGUUUGACUUUAUACCAGCAGUGUUUAUCCAUUAGUCCCAGCAGCAAGCUCUCCUCUGGAAACUGCUAAGUGGGAAUGUAAAUUUCAUGACUCACUCUGUCUGAAGGUGCGUGCGUGCGUGCGUGCGUGCGUGCGUGCGUGCGUGCGUGUGUGUGUGUACACAAAACAUCCCUGUCUGGCAGCACAUCUAUCAGACAAAUUAUCCCAAAUCCCCUUGGCUACACACACACACACACACACACACACUUUCACUCACGCUCAGACAAAAUGAUGGGUGUUUUCUAAAUCCAGACUUGGAUUAAAUGGAGUCCGGUCAGUGAAUGCACCGUCUGCAUCGCAGUGCAUCAUGUGCGUACAUGCGAGGUGUACGUGGACCUACAGUGUUUGAACCUCUGACCUCAACAGUGUUAGUGCCAUGCUCAUGGACUGAGCCAGCUCAGAUAAAACUCGUCAAAGUCAGUUUACAGAACAGAGUGACCCCCCCUCAAACGGCAAAGAGUUUUGCUUAAAAAACUAAGGAUCAGUGUCUAAAUGAAACUUGACAUAGCCUUUGUCAUUAGGUUCAGAUUUAACAAUGCUCCAAAGACAUUUAACACACGUUCACAGUCUGCCGGUGAUUAGCGACCGAUCUUCUGAUGGCAAAAAAUGGAGGAUUGCACUUUUAACGGACUAGAGCGUGUCCGAGUGGUGGGAUGGUCCCUUUUUUUCAAAAUCUGUGUCAUUCACUCUAAUUAGAAUGUGGAAACACUGAACUGGAGAAUCUUAUGAGCACCACUUCUGAUAAAGUGCAGUCAGGACCGACAGCAGGCCAAACGGCACUAUUACCGUAUAUCGCCUGGAUCAGAUCAUCGCUCCCGUUGUGUGCGGCCAGUAGCUAUGAGCAGUAUUAAAAGGGAUGUUUUCCUCUCUGUACAUAUGAACCAGAAGCCAUUUUAUAACAAAAGGACAAUCAGAUAGUCACUACCCACAAUUCCCCCUUUUUGGGUAGAGAAGAUUUUUUCCACAAUAUGCCUUGAUGCAUAAAGUGUCUUAUAUGAAGUAAAAAAAAAAAAAAAAAUGCAAUAACUUUAUAUUUGUUAAGAAAUGUCUCUAUAUUUGAUAAUGGGUUGAGAUAAUAAUAAUAAUCUAUGUGCCAUGUUUUUUUUGUAAACAAAUAGUUGCGAUUCUUUUUUUAUCUUUUUUUGCAUGAUGACAAUUAUGAAGUGUUUUACUCCAGAAUGUACUACAGUGUGUGUGUGUGUGUGUGUGUGUGUGUGUGUGUGUGUGUGUGUGUGUGUGUGUGUGUGUGUGUGUGUGUGUGUGUGUGUGUGUGUGUGUGUGUGUGUGUGUGUGUGUGUGUGUGUGUGUGUGUGUGUGUGUGUGUGUGUGUGUGUGUGUGUGUGUGUGUGUGUGUGUGUCGUCCCGUGUCUGUGUGUUUGUCUAUAUCUGCCUGUAAAGCACAAUGUGUCCCAUUGUCUAAACAGUAUUACCGUGCUGGGCAGCUCUAUAGCAGGGAACUCUUAAAAUGGCUCCUAUACUUUGUAUUAUGAUAAUUAUUAUUAUUAUUAAUUGUUCUCAUUAUGUUUAUGGACCUUGGAGCCAACAAGGAUUUGCUUACUGUGUUUAUGUGUCUGAUUUUGAUUUUCAUGUCAUAUUGGUGGAAAUGCUAGGGUUGAAAUAAGUGUUCACGCGUUCAAAGUGCAGAUAUUUUUCCAAUUCUGAUCAAUUAUUUCUCAGCCGACAGAACAGUCGGCAUUUUUGGGGAAGUAGAUUUACUUUCUUUCUUGGACUGCGAUGAAAAGAGUGUAUUGUAUUAAAAAGUAUUUCAGUCAUUUGUCCGCGAUAUCUUGACAAAUGUAUUCAUCCGCUAACGAUUGAAUCAAUCAUUCAAUCCUUUCACAUAAAAAGCAUUUCAAAUUGGAGGUAGAUUUAGAUGCAUGUAGUCUUUUUUUUAAAUUUUAUUUUGGAUACACAUCUGUAAGUACCGCUGUUACGUUAUGAUAUUUCUAAUAUGCAAAUAAUGCUACAUUACAUUGCAAAUAGUGGAUUGUCACCUAUGAGUCAGUGAUCAACAAAGAGGGGAUGCUGCAAUGUCUUCAUAUCUUACUCUCAGAAAGAAAGCAAGUCCAAUUUCCCAAAAUGUUAAAGUAACUAAGUAUUUUAUAGCAUCGAGCUGAUUCCUCCUGUCUUCUCCAUAUGAUGCAAUGGAGUAAAUUUGAAGCAGUCGACUGUCCUGAGCAGGAGACUCCUCCCAGGAACGUCGUCACUUCGUGCCGUGUUUUAAUCAAAUCAUGUUUGAUUAUGUCUCUGAUUAUGUCGGUUUGUAUGAAUCAUUGAGUUCCGUUCAUCACUGUGUUCGACUCUGUAAAAGUGCCAUGAAUAAAAUAAAAAAAUGAAGAAUUUGAAAAAGAA